This is a messenger RNA of Enhydra lutris kenyoni (northern sea otter), 3987 nucleotides long. RefSeq names its product NPC1 like intracellular cholesterol transporter 1. The coding region runs from base 1 to 3987 and encodes 1328 amino acids. The transcript has 19 exons. The record is from RefSeq and is a predicted model, not a curated record. Gene Ontology annotation, cellular component: membrane. NCBI's taxonomy places the organism in Eukaryota, Metazoa, Chordata, Mammalia, Carnivora, Mustelidae. Gene Ontology annotation, molecular function: lipid carrier activity.
AUGGCAGAGGCUGGCCCGAGGAGCUGGCUGCUGUGGGCGCUGCUCCUGCACUUGGCCCAGGGCAAGCCGCACACGCCCAUCCACCGGCCCGGCUACUGCGCUUUCUACGAAGAGUGUGGGAGGAACCCGGAGCUGUCCGGGGGCCUGGCCCCGCUGUCCAAUGUGUCCUGCCUGUCCAACACGCCUGCCGUGCUUGUCACCGGCAACCACCUGAACCUCCUCCGGCGCAUCUGCCCCCGCCUCUACUCGGGGCCCAACUCCACGUAUGCCUGCUGCUCCUCCAAGCAGCUGGUGUCCCUCGAGGCCAGCCUGGCGGUCACCAAGGCCCUGCUCACCCGCUGCCCCGCCUGCUCCGACAACUUCGUGAACCUGCACUGCCUCAACACCUGCAGCCCCAACCAGAGCCUCUUCAUCAACGUGACCCGUGUGGUGGGGGGUGGGGGUGGCCGGCCCCCGGCCGUGGUGGCCUACGAAGCUUUCUACCAGCAGAACUUUGCGCAGCGGACCUACGACUCGUGCAGCCGGGUGCGCAUCCCCGCGGCCGCCACGCUGGCAGUGGGCGCCAUGUGCGGCGUGUACGGCUCCGCCCUCUGCACCGCUCAGCGCUGGCUCAACUUCCAGGGGGACACGGGGAACGGCCUGGCUCCCGUGGACAUCACCUUCCACCUGCUGGAGCCUGGCCAGGACCCCGGCAGCGGAUUACAGCCUCUGAACGGGGAGGUCCAGCCCUGCAACGUGUCCCAGGGCAACGGCACGGCCGCCUGCUCCUGCCAGGACUGUGCCGCAUCCUGCCCUGUCAUCGCCCGGCCCCAGGCCCUGGACGCCACCUUCUACCUGGGCCAGAUGGCGGGCGGGCUAGUCCUCGUCAUCCUCCUCUGCUCUGCGCUUGUCCUGCUCACCGCCUUCCUUGUGGCAACUCGCCUGGCCGCGUCCCACCGCCGGGACAAGACACCGGACCCCAAGGCAGGCGCAAGCCUGUCCGACAGACUCAGCCUCUCUACCCACACUGUCCUUAGCCGGUGCUUCCAGGCCUGGGGCACGUGGGUUGCCUCGUGGCCACUGACUGUCCUCCUCCUGUCCAUCGCUGUGGUGGUGGCCUUGUCGGGGGGCCUGGCCUUUGUGCAGCUGACCACGGACCCCGUGGAGCUGUGGUCGGCCCCCAGCAGCCAAGCCCGCAGCGAGAAGGCCUUCCACGACCAGCAUUUCGGCCCCUUCUUCCGGACCAACCAGGUGAUCCUGACAGCCCCCGGGGAGCCCGGCUACCACUACGACUCCCUGCUGCUCGGGCCCAAGAACUUCAGCGGGAUCCUGGCCUUGGACUUCCUGCUGGAGCUGCUGGAGCUGCAGGAGAGGCUGCGGCACCUGCAGGUGUGGUCACCCACCGAGAAGCGCAACAUCUCGCUGCAGGACGUCUGCUUCGCGCCCCUCAACCCGCACAGCACCCGUCUCUCCGACUGCUGUGUCAACAGCAUCCUGCAGUAUUUCCAGAGCAAUCGCUCGCGCCUGCUGCUCACAGCCAACCAGACGCUCACGGGGCAGACCUCCCAGGUGGACUGGAGGGACCACUUCCUCUACUGCGUCAAUGCCCCACUCACCUUCAAGGACGGCACAGCCCUGGCCCUGAGCUGCAUGGCUGACUAUGGAGGUCCGGUCUUCCCCUUCCUUGCUGUGGGAGGCUACAAAGGGAAGGACUACUCUGAGGCGGAGGCCCUGAUCAUGACCUUCUCCCUCAACAACUAUGAACCUGGGGACCCCCGGCUGGCCCAGGUUAAGCUCUGGGAGGCGGCCUUCUUAGAGGAGAUGAAAGCCUUCCAGCGGCAGACAGCUGGCAGGAUCCAGGUCACAUUCAUGGCGGAGCGCUCCCUGGAGGACGAGAUCAACCGCACCACGGCCCAGGACCUGCCCAUCUUUGGGGUCAGCUACAUCAUCAUCUUCUUGUAUAUCUCCCUGGCUCUGGGCAGCUACUCCAGCUGGCGGCGAGUGCUGGUGGACUCCAAGGUGACGCUGGGCCUGGGCGGGGUGGCGGUGGUGCUGGGAGCAGUCACGGCGGCCAUGGGCUUCUUCUCCUACUUGGGGGUGCCCUCCUCCCUGGUGAUCCUUCAGGUCGUGCCUUUCCUGGUGCUGGCCGUGGGGGCCGACAACAUCUUCAUCUUCGUUCUGGAGUACCAGAGGUUGCCUCGGAGGCCCGAGGAGCGGCGAGAGGCCCACAUCGGCCGCGCGCUGGGCAGAGUGGCCCCCAGUAUGCUGCUCUGCAGCCUGUCUGAGGCCAUCUGCUUCUUUCUCGGGGCCCUGACCCCCAUGCCAGCUGUGAGAACCUUCGCCCUGACCUCCGGCUUUGCGAUCGUUCUCGACUUCCUGCUCCAGGUGUCCGCCUUUGUGGCCCUACUUUCUCUGGACAGCAGGAGGCAGGAGGCCUCCCGGUUGGAUGUCUGCUGCUGCGUGGGCGCCCCGAAGCUGCCCCCGCCUGACCAAAGUGAGGGGCUCCUGCUCUGGUUCUUCCGCAAGUUCUAUGUCCCACUGCUGCUGCACCGGGUCACGCACGGGGUCGUGCUGCUGCUGUUCACGGGCCUGUUUGGAGUGGGGCUCUACUUCAUGUGCCACAUCAGCGUGGGGCUGGAUCAGGAGCUGGCCCUGCCCAAGGACUCAUACCUGCUGGACUACUUCUUCAGCCUGAACCGCUACUUCGAGGUGGGGGCCCCAGUCUACUUUGUCACCACAGGGGGCUACAACUUCUCCAGCGAAGCGGGUAUGAACGCCAUUUGCUCCAGCGCGGGAUGUGACAGCUACUCCUUAACCCAGAAGAUACAAUAUGCCUCCGAGUUCCCCGAGGAGUCAUACCUGGCCAUCCCCGCCUCCUCCUGGGUGGAUGACUUCAUCGACUGGCUGACCCCGUCCCCCUGCUGCCGCCUCUACAUCUAUGGCCCUAAUAAAGGCGAAUUCUGCCCCUCGACUGUCAACUCCUUGGCCUGCUUGAAGAACUGCAUGAGCCUGACGCUCGGCCCUGUGCGGCCCUCGGAGGAGCAGUUCCAGAAGUACCUUCCCUGGUUCCUGAGUGACCCCCCGAACGUCAAAUGUCCCAAAGGGGGACUGGCAGCGUAUAACACCUCCGUGCAUUUGGGACACGAUGGCCAGAUUUUAGCCUCGCGGUUCAUGGCCUACCACAAGCCGCUGCGGAACUCGCAGGAUUACACGGAGGCUCUGAGGGCGUCGCGCGCGCUGGCGGCCAACAUCACCGCCUACCUGCGGCAGGUGCCCGGCACCGACCCGGCCUUCGAGGUCUUCCCCUACACGAUCACCAACGUGUUCUACGAGCAGUACCUGAACGUGGUCCCCGAGGGCCUCUUCAUGCUCGCCAUCUGCCUGCUGCCCACCUUCAUCGUCUGCUGCCUGCUGCUGGGCAUGGACCUGCGCUCGGGCUUCCUCAACCUGUUCUCCAUCAUCAUGAUCCUGGUGGACACCGUGGGCUUCAUGGCCCUGUGGGGCAUCAGCUAUAACGCUGUGUCCCUUAUCAACCUGGUCACGGCGGUGGGCAUCUCCGUGGAGUUCGUGUCCCACAUCACCCGCGCCUUUGCGGUCAGCACCCGGCCCACCCGGCUGGAGAGGGCCAAGGAAGCCACCGUCUUCAUGGGCAGCGCUGUGUUCGCUGGCGUGGCCAUGACCAACCUGCCCGGCAUCCUCGUGCUGGGCCUGGCGAAGGCGCAGCUCAUCCAGAUCUUCUUCUUCCGCCUCAACCUCCUCAUCACCGUGCUGGGCCUGCUGCACGGCCUGGUCUUGUUGCCAGUGGUCCUCAGCUACCUGGGGCCUGACGUCAACGCAGCUCUAGUGCUGGAGCAGAAGCAGAUGGAAGAGGCCACCAGGGUCAGGAUGGCCUCCUGCCCGAGCCACCCAGGCCCGACAUCCACCUCCAGCAGCACCUACGUCAACUACGGCUUCGAACAUUCCUCCAAGAGUGGCCUUCACAGCUCUCUGCCCCGCAGUGGACACUAG